Messenger RNA from Cuscuta epithymum, 1250 nucleotides. Lineage: Eukaryota; Viridiplantae; Streptophyta; Magnoliopsida; Solanales; Convolvulaceae. The record is from the annotation of a GenBank genome assembly.
CUUCAAUUAAUUGCCCAACAUUCAUUGCUAAUUUGCAUUUUCAUGAUGGUGUAUUACUAUAAGCUUAUUGAUUUACUGCUUAUCUUUUCUGUAUUAUCAGUCAACAUUGCAAACUGCGAGGACUGCCCAUUAUUUGGAGACUGUAAAGAAGGGACUCAUUGUUUUUCAUGCUUUCGCGGGAAUUCAUUACGCAAAUGUGUUAGAUCUGCCGCUACGAAUCCGUUCACCCUACUUAAUAGGUCUCUACCAUUCAACAAAUAUGCGUUCUUGACGACCCAUAACUCAUUCGCAAUUACCGGCUACGUUCAUAAGGGUGUUGUUCCCAAUAUUGCUCCUAGAAAUCAAGAAGACAGUGUGACUCAACAGCUCAAAAAUGGAGUUCGCGGAUUAAUGCUUGACGUGUACGACUUUGAAGGACAAAUUUGGUUAUGCCAUUCAGGGGAUGGAAAAUGCCAUGACUAUACUGCUUUUAGACCAGCAAUAGACACAUUGGUGGAAAUUGAAGUUUUCUUAUCAGCAAAUCCUUCAGAAAUUGUUACAAUAAUUUUGGAGGAUCACGUUCAAACCCUUGGUGGAUUGACAAGUAUUUUUACAAAGGCUGGUCUGAUGAAAUACAUGUUUCCAGUUGAAAAUAUGCCUAAACAUGGUGAAGAUUGGCCUCGUGUUAGUGAUAUGAUCAAAAACAAUCAUAGGCUUAUCGUCUUCACUUCUAUCGAAUCCAAGGAACAAACUGAAAAGAUUGCAUACCAGUGGAAGUACAUGGUUGAAAACAAAUAUGGAGAUGAGGGACUUGAGGGAGAAUGCAGGAACCGGGUCAAUUCAUCGGCUCUAAAUGACAAAACUAAAGCACUAGUUUUGGUAAACUACUUUAGGACCAAACAAGAUCUCGAAUCACAUCUGAUGAAGGCUUGUGUAGAUAACUCAGAGCCGCUACUCACUAUGGUUGAUGCGUGCUCUCUCGCUGCGGGUCAACGUUAUGCUAAUUUUUUGGCAGUUGAUUUUUACAAGAUGAGUAAAGGAUCCGGAGGAGGAGCAUUUCGAGCUGUGGAUAAGCUCAAUGGAGAAUUAUUAUGCGGUAAAGAUGAUGUGCACUCUUGUAGAGUACACUGAAACAUUUCAAGAGUACACUUCAAAAUGCCUAAGUGAAGAUGUAACAAAGUUUUGAUAAGCUAAAGUAUGUUUUCAAGUUAAUUAAAGUAUGUUGUAUGACAUCUCAAGCGUUUACAGUGAUUAAUGACACUUCAAUAUUG